Molecule: messenger RNA, 3900 nt
Organism: Sphaerodactylus townsendi
Lineage: Eukaryota; Metazoa; Chordata; Lepidosauria; Squamata; Sphaerodactylidae
Gene: VEZF1
Product: vascular endothelial zinc finger 1
Exons: 9
Coding region: 254-1948 (564 amino acids)
Cellular component (GO): nucleus
Source: RefSeq, a predicted model, not a curated record
GAAGGAGCGGAGCCGGGAGGGGGGAGGGCGAGGGACCAACAGCUGCUCACGCCGCCGCCGCCAGGGGAGAGGAAGGCGCGGAGGAGGAGGAGGAGGAGUCGCCGCCGGAGCAGGCCAGGCCGCGGGGCCUGAGGAGAGGCGGAGGGGGGAGGAGAGCAAUAAAAAACCUUAUAUGCAUUUCCCCUGAGAGGGGGAGGGGAAGAUAGCCCGAGGGGGGCGCCCCCCCGCCGCCCCCCCCCCCCCCCGCCCCGCCAUGGAGGCCAAUUGGACCGCCUUCCUCUUUCAGGCACACGAAGCUUCACAUCACCAACAGCAAGCAGCACAGAACAGUCUGCUGCCUCUCCUGAGCUCUGCCGUCGAGCCCCCUGAUCAGAAGCCGAUUUUACCCUUACCGAUAACUCAGAAACCUCAGCCUGCACCAGAAACACUAAAAGAUGCCAUUGUGGGAAUUAAGAAGGAAAAGCCUAAAACCUCCUUCGUGUGCACAUACUGCAGCAAGGCCUUCAGAGACAGUUACCACUUGAGGCGCCACGAAUCCUGCCACACGGGAAUAAAGUUAGUGUCACGGCCAAAGAAAGCUCCUGCCACGAUGGUACCACUUAUCUCUACCAUUGCGGGUGACAACAGCCGGACAUCGCUGGUUUCAACCAUUGCAGGCAUCUUGUCGACAGUCACCACGUCUUCCUCUGCUGCCAAUCCCAGCAGUAGCGCUGGUGCCACGGCCAUGCCGGUGACACAGACGGCGAAGAAGCCCAGCAAGCCGGUCAAAAAGAACCACGCUUGUGAGAUGUGUGGCAAGGCCUUCCGUGAUGUCUACCAUCUCAACAGGCAUAAACUCUCCCACUCAGACGAGAAGCCUUUUGAGUGUCCGAUUUGCAAUCAGCGAUUCAAAAGGAAGGACCGCAUGACCUAUCACGUGAGGUCUCAUGAGGGUGGCAUCACCAAACCCUACACCUGUGGUGUGUGUGGAAAAGGCUUUUCGAGGUACCAUGUAGAAAAUCCCAGACCCGAUCAUUUGAGCUGUCAUGUCAAACACGUUCAUUCCACAGAGAGGCCCUUCAAAUGCCAAACUUGCACAGCUGCCUUUGCCACCAAAGACAGGCUGCGGACACACAUGGUGCGCCAUGAAGGAAAAGUUUCGUGUAAUAUCUGUGGUAAACUUCUGAGUGCAGCAUAUAUUACCAGCCACUUAAAGACUCAUGGGCAGAGCCAAAGCAUCAACUGUAAUACCUGUAAACAAGGCAUCAAUAAAAAGUUUGGCUUUUUCAAACAAGAAAAUCUACACCUCCCUGCUUCAUGCAUGAAUGAAGAGAGCAACAACCAGAAGCAGCAGCAGCAGCAGCAACAACAGCAGCAGCAGCAACAGCAGCAGCAGCAGCAUGUGUCAAACUGGCCUGGGAAACAGGUCGAGACCUUGAGAUUGUGGGAAGAAGCUGUCAAAGCAAGGAAGAAAGAAAGUCAACAGACUCUGAGGCCAACUUCGGUCAAGCAAGAAUGUCAGUACAACUUUGAGAAGGCUAUAGAGUACGUACCGUUCGAAGCUGCUAACUUAUGCCAAACGUCCACGGCUGCCACAACGCCUGUGACUCUUUCUACUCCUUUCAAUAUUACCUCCUCAGUGGCUUCUGGGACUAUCACCAACCCAGUCACAGUGGCUGCAGCAAUGAACAUGCGAAGCCCGGUCAAUGUGUCGAGCGCAGUUAACAUCUCCAGCCCGAUGAGCUUAGGCCACCCAGUCACCAUAACCAGUCCGUUGUCCAUGGCCUCUCCGUUAACGCUCACCACACCUGUAACUGCGCCGGUGAACAUAGCACAUCCAGUCACUAUCACCUCGCCCAUGAACCUGCCGACGCCAAUGACGCUAGCUGGUCCGUUAAACAUAGCGAUGCGGCCAGUGGAGAGCAUGCCUUUCCUCCCCCAGGCGUUGCCAACUUCUCCUCCCUGGUAAAACAAGCAAACACACCAACCCUCCUAGCAGUAUUAAAAAAAAGGAAUGAAAAGCAAAUCCUUACCAGCAAUUUUUUUUUUGAAUUUUGGUUUUUGUUUUGUUUUUAGUUAAUGAGAACGGAACCAGAUUAAUCCAUCUGGGGCAAAAAAAAAGUGCACCAGUUUAAAAUAGUGCAUCCUUGUUUGGUCGGUCGUUACUCUAAUACUGGGCCACUUCGUUUCUUUCCAGGUGUCAGUUGGAGCUGAAAUAAGAGCAGGUGAGAGUUGAACCCAGCGCAUCAGGGGAGGGGAACACCGGGUUCAUGUUAGACUUUGGACAUUGCAGAUGUAGAAAUAGUUUAAGCUGAACACUAGAAGUCUGAAAAUAAAGUCCUCUGCAAGCAUGCUGCAGGGUGGGAGAAUGGUCAACUUAAAUUUGCCAGCUCUGUAUCCCUCCAGGCCUAAAAGUAGCAUCGUAGUGUUUUUCUUUUAAAAGUUAACGCAUUACAUGGUCCUAUUUUUUUUUUAAUGCAUUUGAAUAAUUAUGCAUUUUACCUUUGGGAAUAUGACGACUUCAGGGCCGAAUUCCCUAUGGGAAAAGUGGUACCAGCUCUGAUAUGCAAAGCAUACGGUAACUUAACAUGCUAACUUCAACGUGUAACAAUGGGGAUUGUGACCUGAUAUUCGGAGAUGUAAAUAACACUCACCGUAUUACCCGAAGAGAAUAUAGCAGCAUAGUCAGCGUAUUGAGGAAAGAAAAAACUGUUCAACGUUUGGCAAGGAGCAGCUGUGAGUGAUGGAAGAGGAGUCGAAAUUGACAUGACCACGGACCGAACCCACCGGGGACUCUUUUAAAGAGCCAGUAGCAGGCUUUGAAACCAAUGGGGGAAAAUGGUAUUACGCUGGAAGACUUUGAAGGCGCCCGGGGUAUGAUGCGCGUAUGCCCUGAUUCUCUCAAUCAGAACCUGCCGGCGUUGUGAUGGAGAGCAGGUGUCGUUCACUCGGAGCUUUUUGUCUUAUAUUAUAAAAAUCGUAUACAGUUUUUAUUCUAACCACUAAUUAGUUAGGAUGCCCCUUCAGGACAAGCCAAGAAAGAGCAUCUUAUUGUUUGUGUUUUCUUUUAAAAAACCCUUUCUUCCCUCUUUAAUCAAGUGUUGUGCAGAUCUCCAACUUUGUAAAUAUUUGCCAGAAACCAUCAUUUUUACUUUUUAGUUUUUUGUUGUGUUAACACCUAGUUAUCAAUGGAAGGGGUAGGGGGCUUCCCGUUGACCUAUCCAGUGCAGGAGAGAUUUCCCCUCCCUAACCCCCUAAAUGGUCACACUUUAAAAGAAAUCCUAUACAACUCUUGUUUCUUUCAUUUUUUUUUAAAAAAAAUAUCUGUACAUAAAGUAGGAAAUGUAGAGAUGCAGUUAUUUUUUAGACUAUCAUGUCGGUCACUUUUUUUAAAAAAAGAAAAGGAUCAGACCCUAUAACCAAGACUGACUUAAGAAUUAAUCAGAAGGUAGAAGCUAUCAGGCCAAGGGUAUGACAAGGCAGUGGCGAUCAGUAUUUUGAUUCUAACGGGAUGCCAGCUUGCCUGAGCGGGUCAAAGUCCACUGUUCGUGUUUAUACCCAUUGUGUCCAUGUAAAAAAUAUAUCAUAUUCUAUACUUUUUAAGGCCAACGUCUGGAGUUGGGAGACGGCUGCCCAGUUCGUUACGUGAAACGGUUCUAGGGGGCUCAGACUACAUCAUAAAAUGUGGGGGGGAGAAAUAAUAGAACUUAGUGUAAAAAUAAUUUUAUAAAUGAACUUUUUGUACCUUAGGACAUCAAAUUGUACAACUUUUGUAUAUAUAAACGCUUAGGAGCUUUCUGUGUAGCAGAAAGAGAACACAUUCCUACACUUUUAAUGUAUAUGUUUGUUAUAAUGUCAUGUAAACAUAUGCCCCAUGUUUGUGCCUUUUAAUUAGUUUGUCUGAAUAAACAAAUGUAGAGA